AUGACUUACGAGCUUGAGACUGGCAUUGCAGCACGCUUGAUUAACGCGGAAUCUGACGAUGAGCAGAUUUUUACUACUCCUCAUACACUUCAGGUGCUAUCCGUUAAACCCAUUGGCGUCAAUGGGCAGUCGGACCGUCAUCGUGUCAUUUUGUCCGACGGGUCUCACUUCAUUCAAGCAAUGCUAGCGACAUCACUCAACUCUAUGGUUUUAGACCAUACUAUCACCAAGAACACUGUGAUUGUAACAGAGAAGAUGUCGUGCAAUUAUGUUCAAGGAAAACGUCUUCUAAUCUUAAUGUCAAUUCGCAUUCUGGGUCAAUGUGAAGAAAAACUCGGCGAUCCUAAGAAUUUGAAAGAAGACAACGACAAAGGCGAAGGGGGCUCAAAACCCUCCUCUACUGUCACCACUCCAGCCGUCCAGAAAGGCCAACCGAGUAGGCCUCAACAACAACAAACAGCACAGACAAAAUCUGGAGGAAAACCCAACUUACACCCUAUUGAAGCAUUGAGUCCAUAUUCCAACAACUGGACUAUCAGAGCCGUAGUCACUCAGAAGUCGGACGUUAGGACGUGGUCUAAUACACGUGGAGAGGGAAAGUUGUUCAACUUCACUCUUGCGGAUGAGUCCGGAGAAAUUCGCGCUACCGCAUUCAAUCAGAUGGUGGAUGAACUUUACGACAGGGUCAAAGAGCAGAAGGUCUACUAUGUCAGCAAGGCCAAAGUGACCUUGGCGAAGAAGAAAUUCAACAAUGUCCAGAAUGAGUAUGAGAUGACUUUGGAGCGCAAUUCCGAAGUGGAAGAGUGCACGGAUGCAUCCAACAUGCCGACCUUGAAAUAUAACUUCAUCCCCUUCAGUGAGCUCGAGAAUCUGGCUCCGGAAGCUAUUUGUGAUGCCAUCGCCAUCGCCAAGGAAGUCGGUGAGUUCGAGGAGUUCACGUCGAACAGAACUCAGCGUCUCACCAAGAAACGGGAUCUGACUCUCGUUGACAAAUCUGGCUACGCUACGCGAUUUACCAUGUGGGGGAAAUUUGCCGAAAACUUCGCGGUAGAACAUGAAAACCCAGUUCUAGCCAUCAAGGGUGCCAGAGUUAGCGAUUUCGGCGGUCGAAGCCUCAGUACCAUCAACACCACACAAGUGUUACAAAAUCCCGAAUUGCCAGAGGCGUUUGCUUUACGUGGUUGGUAUGAUGCUCAGGGUUCUGAGCAUAACUUCCAGUCGCACACAAACGUUGCUUUCGCAGGCAAGACGAGCGGGGGGUUUAACAGGAACUCAGUUGUACCACUGUCGGAGGUCAAAGAGUUUGUGGUAGGAGAAAGCGACAAAGCACAGUUUUUCUCCUCUCGAGCAACCGUGAUGCAUAUCAAAGGGGACAACAUUGCGUAUCCAGCCUGUUCGACGCCGACGUGCAAUAAGAAAGUCGUGCAAAGUGGUGACUCAUGGGGGUGCGAGAAAUGCCAGAAGUCUUAUAAUGAGCCGCAGUGGAGAUUCAUUGUCUCCAUGGCUGUGUCUGACUGCACUGGACAGGAAUGGUUCCAAGGCUUUAACGAUGUCGGAGAGAUGAUUUUUGGAAUGACUGGGAACGAAGUGAUAGCAAUCAGAGAAAACGAUGAAGCACGGUUUAAUACACUGCUGGCACGAUCAAUUGGCCAUACAUUCAACUUCUUUUGUCGUGCAAAAACCGAAAAUUUCAAUGAUACUCUUCGACUUCGUAAGGGCAUCGUGCGUAUAGAAAAGCUGGAUUAUGCAGAAGAGGCGAAGCAUUUAAUUGAGCUUCUUGACUCCCCGUGGGCGAACCAGUGA
Messenger RNA from Marasmius oreades (fairy-ring Marasmius), 1803 nucleotides. RefSeq lists its product as uncharacterized. Gene Ontology annotation, biological process: DNA recombination; DNA replication; DNA repair. The coding region runs from base 1 to 1803 and encodes 600 amino acids. NCBI's taxonomy places the organism in Eukaryota, Fungi, Basidiomycota, Agaricomycetes, Agaricales, Marasmiaceae. Gene Ontology annotation, molecular function: DNA binding. The record is from RefSeq and is a predicted model, not a curated record. Gene Ontology annotation, cellular component: nucleus. The transcript is spliced from 8 exons.